This is a messenger RNA of Pleuronectes platessa (European plaice), 5598 nucleotides long. RefSeq names its product band 4.1-like protein 1. The transcript is spliced from 19 exons. Gene Ontology annotation, molecular function: actin binding; structural molecule activity. Gene Ontology annotation, biological process: cortical actin cytoskeleton organization. Gene Ontology annotation, cellular component: plasma membrane; cytoskeleton. Lineage: Eukaryota; Metazoa; Chordata; Actinopteri; Pleuronectiformes; Pleuronectidae. Bases 440 to 2473 code for a protein of 677 amino acids. The record is from RefSeq and is a predicted model, not a curated record.
AGCUUUUGUGUUUUGUUGUCUGGCUUUACGCAUUCACCCCCCCCGGAACACGCUGACUGUACGCGUGCAUGUGCGUCUUCCUCCUCCUGGCUCCCUGCAUCUGACAGCGUCCCUCCCUCUUUCUCUCUCUCUCUCCCCCUCUCUCUGUCUCUCUCACCUCCUCCUCCUCCCUCUGUCAUUAGGCGUUACGCCGGCUCUACACACCGACACACUCGCUUCCCCUUAAACCCUGAGAAUAAACACGGAGCGGCGGCAGGAGCAGGACUAACCUCCCCCCCCCCCCCCCCUCGGUGCGCACCAUCCAUGGUCCUCUCCUGCGAGCCUGUCUGACAGGAGGGUUGGCGUUACUUUGCUGAAACGACCGAGGCAGGCCCUAAGUCAGAGGUGAAGAAAGCAAGACAGGAGUCCUCCCAGACAGCAGGGGGCAGCAGCAGCAGGCAUGCAGGACUCAGCCUCAGACAGCAUGCUGGAGAUGGCCAAACAGGAACAGAACUCCAAGCAUCUGGACGAACCGAGAGAAACAGACGAAAUGUCUGAGAAGACGUCGCCAAACAAGAACCUCAAAUCCCCCCAGAAAGGCUCCAAGCGACUGAAGACGGCCCCCUUCAAAAUGACCCUGCUGGACACUUCUGACUUUGAAGGAGAAAUCGAGAAACACUCAAGAGGACAGACCCUGAUUGACAUUGUGUGUGAGCACCUCAACCUACUGGAGAAGGACUACUUUGGCCUGACCUUUGCGGACACAGAUACCCAGAAGAACUGGUUGGACCCCUCCAAGGAGAUCAAGAAGCAGAUGCGCAACUCUCCGUGGAACUUUGCCUUCUCAGUCAAGUUCUACCCUCCAGACCCUUCCCAGCUCACUGAGGAUAUCACCAGAUACUACCUAUGUCUGCAGCUGAGGGACGACAUGCUGUCAGGUCGACUGCCUUGCUCGUUUGUCACUCACGCCCUUCUGGGCUCCUACUCCGUUCAAGCCGAGCUGGGAGACUAUGACCAGGAUGACCACGGAUCUGACUAUGUCAGCGAUUUCCGCUUUGCCCCCAAUCAGACUCGCGAGCUGGAGGAGAGGGUGAUGGAGCUCCAUCGGAACUACAAGGGGAUGACUCCAGCAGAGGCUGAAAUUAACUUCUUGGAGAAUGCGAAGAAACUGUCCAUGUACGGUGUGGACCUCCACCAUGCUAAGGAUUCCGAAGGGAUUGACAUAAUGCUGGGGGUCUGUGCCAACGGUCUGCUGAUUUACAGAGAUAGGCUGAGAAUCAACCGCUUUGCCUGGCCAAAGAUCCUAAAGAUCUCUUAUAAGAGGAGCAACUUCUACAUCAAGAUACGACCUGGAGAGUACGAGCAGUUUGAAAGUACAAUCGGUUUUAAGCUUCCCCACCACAGAGCUGCCAAGAGGCUGUGGAAGGUCUGCAUUGAGCAUCACACUUUCUUCCGGCUGGUAUCUCCAGAGCCUCCACCUAAGGGCUUCUUGGUGAUGGGUUCAAAGUUCAGAUACAGUGGACGGACACAGGCUCAAUCCAGACAGGCCAGCGCGCUCAUCGACCGGCCUGCCCCACACGUUGAACGCUCCACCAGCAAGAGGUACCUGCUGUCCAGGAGCUUGGAUGGAGCAGAGUUCUCGCGGCCAGUCUCAGCCAUGUGUGAGAACCACGACAGCCUGUCCCACCGCAGCGCCGGCGAACAGCGGCGCCUCCACAGCCCCUCCGUGGACGAGCAGGAGACCGAGCUGGAGCCCAGCUUGGAGCAGGACGAGGACCCAGACCAGGGCACGGAAUCUGAGCAGGAAAAAGAAUAUGAUGGCAACGUCAGUCCAAGCCGAAAGAAAGAGAUCAUGUUCCUGGACAAGUCUCAGGACGUCUUGCUGAAGCACCAGGCCAGCAUCAAUGAGCUGAAGAGAGCCCUGAGGGAACCCAACAGCAAGCUGAUGACCCGUGAGCAGCGUCUGUCUGGAAGCUCCCCGACCAGCACACCGGAGAAGAAGGCUCCUCCUGUGGCGAAGAAAGGCGCCAGUGCUGUGAGUGCAGCCCAUAUCCUGAAGAGGAUCGACUCCAAGACUGAGACACAAACUAAUGGAUCUGAGGUCCAUCCCAACACUGUCAACAUCUCCUCACAGAGCUUUGGAGCCGUCAGCCCACUGGAGGCUCCUGCUGCCCUUAAAGAAAAUGGCUCCCCUGUCAAAGCCAGCGCCCGGGGGAGGGAGUCCGUCGUGUCCCCGGUGACCAUCACCGCUGAGACCGUCACCUCGGCAACCACAACUCAAGUUACCAAGACUGUGAAAGGAGGCUACUCAGAGACCAGAAUCGAGAAAAGGAUUAUCAUCACAGGAGACGAUGACGUGGACCAACAUCAGGCCCUCGCCAUGGCGAUCCAGGAGGCCAAGCAGCAGCACCCUGACAUGCUGGUGACGAAAGCAGUGGUCAUCAGGGAAACUGAGUCGCCCACUGAGGAUGUGCAGCAGAACGCAGAGUCCUGAUCGGUAAAGAUGGCCCCUGACACGGGGAGACACAAGAGGGAUCCUCCAGCGGAGUGUGUCUCCUGCCCCACCUUGCAGUACGCCACCAAGAGGACUAUCUACUUAGAACAGACUGUGUUCCACGAGGCAGUCAGCUUCACUCCUGUCCCUUUAGACAAACCAACUGUGACCUGGCCUCCUGGCCUCCUGGCCCCCGUCCCCUCCCUCCGCCUCCCUACAGCACAGGAAAUGUCUUCUACUGGAUAGUUUACGACUCAGAGUGAUGGAGGACUGAAAGAGAAACACCACUCACAGCUGUAACCAUUUGAUUUAACCUCUAUUUAGAGUCAUUGUAUGAAACUUUACUUGCAUAUUAUUUAAUCUAACAAUUUUUUUGACUCAUGUGAACCCUCAGGAUCAUUUUAAAUAAUUUGACUUCUUACCCCCAAACUCCAUGGCCCCUUUUCCCUUCCCUUAAAAAAAAGGUCUUUCUAUUUUAAAGUCAAAUUUCUUCUCUGUGCUACUGUCACAUAUGAAAUGUAUAUACGAGCAGAGAGUGAUUGGGUGAAAGUAUGGGGGGGGGGCAGUGCUGGUGAUGGGGGGUGGGCUGCUGAGCGGCAAAUGGCAGCCUUUUAGCUCGACGUCGCCACCUCUUGGCUGCGACACCUUCAAUAUAAUCAACAGCUGUCUUAUUGGCUUUUUACAUUUUUAUCUAUAGAGAAUCUAAUUUAUGUCCAGUGUUUGCUUGUUUAUGAAAUAUGUAUAAUACCAGAUGAUUAUAAUCUGCAUGAUUCAAUACAGAAAAUAGCUGAGGGAAUGAAAAAAAAAGACACGGACACGGCUCUGCCGUGACGAGUAUCUUGGGAGACACUGUCCUCACAUGAAAUGCUGGUGGACACAGGACUUCACUGAGGAACAUGAGGACGGAUCGGUUGGCAGCUUGAACUCCUCUUCAGGCUCAGACUCCGACACACAAACAUCGAAGUCCUCGCUCUGUUUUUUCUCGCCACCUCUCCGUUACAGUUUUCAUCACUGUGCCAACUCGCCAUCAACAUAGAGAAACGCUGUUGCUGGGCGCACGUUUUGGGCACAGCCAUAAAGAUUUGUAGAGACAUUUUAAUAUGAAUAAUGUUUCAUCUGAUAAGUUUCUGAAAUGUAAUGAUGUGUUUUCCUACUUGAUUUCACUGACUUCCACCAUGAAACAUAGUUUUUAAGUCUUUGUGAUUUUGGACGUUUCAGUCGUCACCUGUGAACCUGAAGGACAAAAUCACACUACUGAUAACUCAAGUCCCCUCAAGUGUUGGGUCCUACAACUUUGCAAGAACUCAAUUGAAACACAAUUAAAGUCAUUCAAGUUUUUUUAGAUUGUUAGAUUGUGAUGCAUUUAAGAGAAAUCCAGUGAAUUAGAGGACUAACUUCUGGUCACGUUGCUGUGCCUGAAGUAUGUGGUACCUGUGGGUUGAUUCCAAAUCUUAAAGAUGUCCUUAUCAAUAAUCGAUACUAGGAUCAUUAUCAUCUCUGGAAUCUGUUAUAAUUAGUUGUUUGCCCACUUGUAGGCACUGCAACAAUCUCUGAGCUCAGCAUUGAUGGCAUCAGCAUCAGUUUGGCAAACCGUAAAUAAAAAAAGAUAUUCUCCUCUUUUCAAUGUGCAUGUUCACAAACACUGAAACGUUCAAUACCACGAGAUUAACAUGGGUUAUUGUUUUGUUGUUGUUCUGUUGGAUGAACCCUUUUUAAGUUAUGCUGUAUGAGUUUGUAAUUGUAUUUAUAGGAGUGCUGAGUGUGAGGCCUGUGCUUUUCCCUCCUCGUUUCCCUCGCAGACAAAGACCAGACUCAGACCGACACACACGAUUUCAAUCCACAGGACCCGCCGUCGGUCACAUAUAUCCUGGAUGACCUUUAAUACUCUACUAUGCAUCACUUGUUAUCAUACAUGGGAAUCCCUGUGAUGGAGCCUGUUAGCCGUGUUGCUGUCCUUGUUAACUUUGUGCUACUGUUUACCCCCGGAGCAGUGAAGCGCACUGCUUGUGAGAAUUGCAAUAAGCAGCCAUUACUCUUAUCCCGAGUCCUCUGAAGGGAGAAAACUGUGAACUUGUCAUGCGAACCGAAGGCGUAACCAAAACCUAUAUAAACGACUUAGUGAUAUUCAGUGGAGCUUCUCCAACACCUGGCUUUCCAUGGCUUUGUCGCCCUCCUCGUCUAAAUACCCCCCCCCCCCCGCCCCCCGUCCCCUGACUUGAAACUGUCGACCUGCUGUGGAUGUGUCCGAGGAAACAAGAGAUUCCCACACUGAUGUUUAUUCUAUUUUAUGCUCUGUUUUAUUUCAUCUGGUCUUAUGACACUGGACUGUUGUGAGGGCACUAGCUUGCCAUGAUAGCAGCACUUAUACUGUAAACUGUUGGGGGAGGGGGGGUUCAAAAUAAAACGGCCUAUCUUCCCUGCAGUACUGGACACACAUUGGAAGAGAAUCAACUGUAGCUGCAGCAGGAGAGACGUGGUGCACUGUGGUUGAGGUGGUGAGUUGAAGGAUGGAGGACCUGUACUUAUAUACAUUUAUAUAUAAACAUCCAUACUUGUGUGUGCUAUUCUGUAAAGUAUGUAGAGACCGUUAGGGAGCAGGGAUGUGUUGGGAAGUUCAAGGGACGAGGCAGAGAAAGUAGAAAAGCGAAGGACAGCAGAGCAAUAGAAACGACCCAUGAGAGGGUGCCUUAUGUUGGGAGUGGUGGUCAUGGGAGUUGUCAGUGCCCGGCUGAAAGUGCUGUUAAUCACCGCGAGGCAGAUGUGGAGACGACCUCUGCUGUCAGUCCGAGGUGAGGAGACGAUUUAGAGUCUGGUAAAGAAAGUCCACUCUCUGAAUCUGGACUGCUCCUCCACCGUGAGAUGAAAACAUUUAUCGGCCCCAUUAACGUAGAAAAACCAGCACAGUGCCCAUAGAGCUUAAUUUAUUUCUUUUCUAAGUUUUUAUUUGAGUUUUUUAUUUUCUGUGAAGAGCAUCAAACUACUCCGCUGUUUAACCUCCACCUUCAACUCUCCACUGCCUUUUGCUCUACAUUCCCCUAGUGCUUGGUGGUGUGCAUUUGCUGUAUUUGCAUUCAGCCUAAAUGGAAAACAUACACGCAUAAAUAAAUGUCUCAGUACGAUUCAAA